AUGGAGGAGGAGAAGAGGGAAAAGGAGGCGUGUCAGAGAGAGAGGGAGGCGCUGAGUGAGGAGCUGGGGGCGAGAGACGGGGAGGUGGAGGCGCAGAGGAGGCGCAUUGAGGGACUGAUGGGGGAGGAGGGAGAGAGAGAGAGGGAGGUGAGGAGGCUCCAGGAGGAGGUGGAGAAAACAGACAAGGAGAAAAAGGAGGAGAUUAAAAUACUAAAGGAGGAGCUGCGAGAGCAAGAGAAGGAGGUGCAGCAACUCAAAGAAGAAGCAAAGAGAACAGAGGAGGAGGUGCAGAGACUCAAAGAAGAAGCAAAGAGAACAGAGGAGGAGGUGCAGCGACUCAAAGAAGAAGCAAAGAGAACAGAGGAGGAGGUGCAGCGACUCAAAGAAGAAGCAAAGAGAACAGAGGAGGAGGUGAAAAAAGAGAUGGAGGAGAAUCAGAGACUAAAGGAGGAGGUGCAGCUGCUGAGGGUGAGGCUGAACGCUGCAGAGGAGGAGAGGGAGGAGGUGAGGGAGGAGGUGCAGACAUUAGAGAAGGAGAAGGAGGAGGAGAUUUACAGACUCAGAAACGAAACCUCCAAACUGAAGGAGAAGAGGAGAGAGGAGGAGGAGGAGAGGAGAGAGGAGGAGGAGGUGAAGAGGAGGAGAGCCGAGGAGGAGGUGCAGGCACUCUGUGACCGGAUAGAGAGAUUAGAAAAGGACAAGGAGGAGAUUCAAAUACUGAAGGAGGAGGUUAGGAGGAGAGAGGAGGAGGUGCACAGCCUACUAAAGGAGAAGGAUGUGCUGUGUGACCAGAUAGAGAGACUAGAGAGAGAGAAGGAGGAGGAGGAGGAGGUGCACAGACUAAAGGAGGAGGUGAUUAAAGGACUCGGAAGAGAAGCCUCCAAACUGAAGGAGAAACUGAGAGAGGAGGUGCAGAGAUUAGAAAAUGAGAAGGGGGAGGAGGUGAACAGACUAAAGGAGGCCAAGAUAAAGGAGGUCAGGAGGAGAGAGGAGGAGGUGAAGACAUUAGAGGAGGAGAUUAACAGAGUCAGAAAAGAGGCCUCCAAACUGAAGGAGGUGAGGAGAGAGGAGGAGGAGGAGAAGGAGGCGCUGUGUGACCGGAUAGAGAGACUAGAAAAGGAGAGGGAGGUCAGGGAGAAGGAGGUGCAGAGGCUGAUGGAGGAGGUGGGGGAGAGACAAAGGGAGGUGCAGAGAGAGAAGGAGGUGCAGAGGCUGAUGGAGGAGGUGGGGGAGAGACAAAGGGAGGUGCAGAGAGAGAAGGGAUUAGAAAAGGAGGAGGUAAUUAAAAGACUAAAGGAGGCGCUACGAGGGGAAGAGGAGGAGGUGCAUAGACUCACAGGAAGAGCAAAAAGAGCUGAGGAGGAGGUGCAGAGAUUAGAAAAGGAGAGGGAGGAGGAGGUGGAGAGAGUCAGAAAAGAUGCCCUCAAACUGAAGGAGGAGAAGGAGGAGGCGCUGUGUGACCGGAUGGAGAAACUAGAAAAGGAGAAGGAGGAGGUGCAGCAAUCAGGGAGAGCUGAAGAGGAAGAGGUUAAAAUACUAAAGAAGGAGGUGCAGAGGCUGAUGGAGGAGGUGGGGGAGAGAGAAAGGGAGGUGCAGCUGCUGAGGGUGAGGCUGAAUGUGGCGGAGGAGGAGGUGCAGGAGGUGAGAGAGGAGGUGCAGAGGAGGGAGAGCAGCCUGGAGAGACAGAUGAGUGCUGUAAGGGAGAGAGAGGAGGAGGUGCAGCAGCUGAGGGGGAGGCUGAGGGAGGCCCAAGAGAGAAAGGAGGUGAUGGAGAGGGAGAGGGAGGAGGUGAAGGAGCAACUGAAGCAGAAGGAGGUGAAGGAGGAGCUGCUGGAGGAGGUGCUGAGGGAGACGAGGGAGAACCUGGAGGGAGAGAGGAGGGAGGGGGAAGAGAAGGAGGUCAGGAUCUCCUCUCACGUGAAGGAGCUGCAGGAGGCGCGAGAGGAGAGGGAGGGAGAGAGGAGGAGAGCCAGAGAGGGGGAGGAGGUGAGGGAGAGGCUGGAGGAGGAGGUGCAGGACUGGAGGGGGGAGAUGGAGAGGGAGGAGGAGAGGAGGAGGAGGCUGCAGGAGAGAGUCAAGGAGGUGGAGGAGGAGAGAAAAAGACUGGAAGAGGAGGUGCAGGUGCAAAGAGAGGAGCUGAAGAGGGUGGAAAACAAACUGAGGGAGUGGGAGGAGGAGAGGAAGGAAGACGAGGAGGUGCUGAGGAGGGUGAGGGAGGAGAAGGGAGGGUUGUUGGAAGAGCUGAAGAGAAGGGAGGAGGAGAGGAAGGGAGAUGAGGAGGUGCUGAGGAGGGUGAGGGAGGAGAAGGGAGGGUUGUUGGAAGAGCUGAAGAGAAGGGAGGAGGAGAGGAAGGGAGACGAGGAGGUGCUGAGGAGGGUGAGGGAGGAGAAGGGAGGGUUGUUGGAAGAGCUGAAGAGAAGGGAGGAGGAGAGGAAGGGAGACGAGGAGGUGCUGAGGAGGGUGAGGGAGGAGAAGGGAGGGUUGUUGGAAGAGCUGAAGAGAAGGGAGGAGGAGAGGAAGGGAGACGAGGAGGUGCUGAGGAGGGUGAGGGAGGAGAAGGGAGGGUUGUUGGAAGAGCUGAAGAGAAGGGAGGAGGACCUGAAGUCUCUCAGAGAGGAGGUGCAGAAGGAGCAGAGGAAGAGGGAAGAGAUCCAAACUCAGGUCUCAGGUGUGAGCAGCAGGAGGGAUGGAGCUCUAAAGGAGGUGAACCAGAUGAAGCUCCUGCUGCAGCGUCUCAGCGAGCAGAACCAGGAGGAGGUGCAGCGUCUCACGAUGAAGAACCAGGAGGAGGUGCAGCGUCUCACGAUGAAGAACCAGGAGGAGGUGCAGCGUCUCAUGGAGAAGAACCUGCAGGAGAACCAGGAGGAGGUGCAGCGUCUCACGAUGAAGAACCAGGAGGAGGUGCAACGUCUCAAGAAGAAGAACCUGCAGGAGAACAAGGAGGAGGUGCAACGCCUCAUAGAGAAGAACCUGCAGGAGAAACAGGAGGGAAUGCAGCGUCUCAUAGAGAAGAACCUGCAAGAGAACCAGGAGGAGGUGCAACGCCUCAUAGAGAAGAACCUGCAAGAGAACCAGGAGGAGGUGCAACGCCUCAUAGAGAAGAACCUGCAAGAGAACCAGGAGGAGGUGCAACGCCUCAUAGAGAAGAACCUGCAAGAGAACCAGGAGGAGGUGCAACGUCUCAAGGAGGAGAACCAGGAGGAGGUGCAACGCCUCAUAGAGAAGAACCUGCAAGAGAACCAGGAGGAGGUGCAACGUCUCAAGGAGGAGAACCAGGAGGAGGUGCAACAUCUCAAGGAGGAGAACCAGGAGGAGGUGCAACGUCUCAAGGAGGAGAACCAGGAGGAGGUGCAGCGUCUCAUAGAGAAGAACCUGCAGGAGAACCAGGAGGAGGUGCAACGUCUCAAGGAGGAGAACCAGGAGGAGGUGCAGCGUCUCAAGGAGGAGAACCUGCAGGAGAACCAGGAGGAGGUGCAGCGUCUCACGAUGAAGAACCAGGAGGAGGUGCAGCGUCUCAAGGAGGAGAACCUGGAGGAGGUGCAGCGUCUCAAGGAGGAGAAACAGGAGGAGGUGCAGCGUCUCAAGGAGGAGAACCUGGAGGAGGUGCAGCGUCUCACGAUGAAGAACCAGGAGGAGGUGCAGCGUCUCACGAUGAAGAACCAGGAGGAGGUGCAGCAUCUCAAGGAGGAGAACCAGGAGGAGGUGCAGCGUCUCAAGGAGGAGCUGAGAGUCAAAGACCUUGAGACGAGGAGAAGGGAGAUGAUGGAGGAGAAGGAGGAGGCCGAUGAGAGGAGGAGGAGCAGGGGGGGAGGAGGAGAGAGGAGGAGAGGUGAAGCUGUCGAGAGGAGUCCAGACGAGCAGCAGGAGGAGAAGGGAGAGAAGGAGGAGAAGGAGGAGACCAGGAGGCUGCUGAGGGAGAGAGAAGCUCAGCUGUUCUCUCUCACUCAGAGCUCAGAGGAGCUGAGGAGAGACAGAGAUCGCGUCCGAUUGGCUCUGGAGAGAACAGAGGCAGCUAUGAUUGGCUACAGGGAGAGAGCCCACCAAUGGGGAACACAGCAGAGGGAGGGGGGCAGGCUGGAGGUGCUGCAGCGGCUCGUUGCUGAACUGGAGCUGGAACAGAAACGACUGAAGAAGAAAAACCUUCAUCUGGAAACUCAGAGAGAAAAACUGAGAGGAGACAAACACACACUGAGAGACACACUGAGACAGGUGGAGGCGGAGCGUUGGAAGUUCAGACAGCAGCUGACUGACAGCAGCAGAUCUCAGCAGUCUGCAGACACCACAGAAGAAGAGCGUCUGAGGAUCAGAGUGCUGGAGCUGGAGGAACAGGUGACUCAGCUCCGCCUCUCAUUGGCUGCAGGCCGGCAGCAGAGGGCGGAGUUUAUCCAGCAGUCCUCCAGGAACAGCCAAUGGCUGCUCUCGCUGAGGAGCGACCUCAGCGACUCGCUGGCUGCCGUCAAGCGUCAACCAAUCCCGUCCGUCCUGGAGUCCGAGACGCAGCGAUUGGACCGCAGCCUGCGGGAGGAGGAGCUUAAGCUGUCCCUCAGCCAAUCGUAACGCCUGGAAGACUUAAAGCUUUUGAACCAAAGACAAUCUGCUGCGUUCAGGGACCUCCAGCUGCUGUUAGUGUGAGCUGUCAAUCAAACUCAGGUGGUCCCGCCCCCUUCAGCCACACAAACAGUGAAGACAAAAACAUUCCAUAUUCGUUUAAUAAACAACGACUUAAACCCACUGAAGCCUCAGAAUAAGGGCUUUAGUGGGUUUAAAUAUAUAUGAGUGCAGAUGUUGAUAUGGUCCCAG
Molecule: messenger RNA, 4800 nt
Organism: Trematomus bernacchii (emerald rockcod)
Lineage: Eukaryota; Metazoa; Chordata; Actinopteri; Perciformes; Nototheniidae
Product: trichohyalin-like
Exons: 8
Coding region: 1-4557 (1518 amino acids)
Source: RefSeq, a predicted model, not a curated record